Messenger RNA from Halteromyces radiatus, 1035 nucleotides. RefSeq lists its product as uncharacterized. The record is from RefSeq and is a predicted model, not a curated record. Gene Ontology annotation, biological process: positive regulation of transcription by RNA polymerase II. Gene Ontology annotation, molecular function: RNA polymerase II cis-regulatory region sequence-specific DNA binding; DNA-binding transcription factor activity, RNA polymerase II-specific; protein dimerization activity. The transcript is spliced from 5 exons. The coding region runs from base 173 to 982 and encodes 269 amino acids. NCBI's taxonomy places the organism in Eukaryota, Fungi, Mucoromycota, Mucoromycetes, Mucorales, Cunninghamellaceae.
UUUUUUUUGGCCCUUUCUCUUCUUCUCUCGAACCUUUUUCUUUUCUAUUUUUAUUCUAUUUGUUUCCAUCUUCCCCUUUAUCUAUUUUGAUUCUUUCUUUUUUUGAAAAAAAAAACUUCAAACGUUUUGAUAUUGAAUUUAACCUACCAACUUCUUUACUAAUACUGUGACCAUGGGACGAAAAAAGAUCAAGAUCCAAACUAUUGAAGAUGAUCGGAAUAGACAAGUUACGUUUUUGAAACGAAAACACGGUUUGAUGAAGAAGGCCUAUGAACUUAGUGUACUUUGUGAUUGUGAAGUUGCUUUGAUUAUCUUUAACAAUAAUGGGAAACUUGUACAAUAUGCUAGUACGGAAAUUGACAAGAUAUUAAUGAAAUACACUGAAUAUAACGAACCUCAUGAAAGCAAAUCCAAUCAUGAUUUUGUCAAUUCUUCUGAACUCGAUGAUAACAAAUUAGAAGAAGAAGAAAUUGGAAUGGAAGAUCAUACUGAAUUACCUAGAAAUCAAGCUUCGUCAUCCUCUAAGCAACAACCUUCUCAACAAUCGCAACAACAACAACCACAACAACAACAACAACAACAAGCUAUCCCACAUACUACAGCACCAGCAACUAUCACUCCUUCUCCUCCACCACAUAUGUUGAAUCCUCAAUUCAAUCAGACCUCAGGCGUUCCUCAUCAAGCACCUGUUUAUUAUCAACCCCAACCUAGUCAAAUGCGUUAUGCUAUUUCUCAACCUCUUCAACAUCCACCUCAUGUACAACAUCAUCAUCACCAUCAACAACACUCUGGUAUGCAUUCUUCUGGAUACGAUGUCUAUUCAAUGCCACCAUCCCAUCAUCAACAACAACAACAACAACAUCACCCUCAUCACCAACAAUCUCAACAACAACAUCUUCCUCAUUCUCAUCAUCAUCAUCCUCAACAGCAACCUUCUGGACCAUCUCCACAAAUGUAUAUGAUGCAUGUAAGUUUAAAUUAGAAACAAAUGAGCAAUUCCGGAACAAAAGGAAUCUUUUUUUUUAUUAAUGGUAU